Messenger RNA from Eufriesea mexicana, 1603 nucleotides. RefSeq lists its product as uncharacterized. Gene Ontology annotation, molecular function: protein binding. NCBI's taxonomy places the organism in Eukaryota, Metazoa, Arthropoda, Insecta, Hymenoptera, Apidae. Gene Ontology annotation, biological process: SCF-dependent proteasomal ubiquitin-dependent protein catabolic process. Gene Ontology annotation, cellular component: SCF ubiquitin ligase complex. The coding region runs from base 71 to 1444 and encodes 457 amino acids. The record is from RefSeq and is a predicted model, not a curated record. The transcript has 8 exons.
UUGUGUUUUUACGUCAGUUUCAAUUUGAAAACAGAAAACACUUUCAGUUUUUUAAAGUUGUUGAAGCAAGAUGCAAGAAGAAUUGAAACCAUUAGAAGAACAAGUGUUCCCGAAACCUAAUCAUUUAAUUUGUUAUAUGUGUAAAAAAAAAAUGAAAAUGAAACGCAGUAGAUCUUUAUCUCCUAAAGCUUCAAGUAGUGAAGAAGACAUGAAACGUAUCAGAUUUGAAGCAAAUGAAAAAAUAAAUGAUAUAAUAACACAUCCAUAUAUAUUAGACUUUUCUGAUGAUGUUCUAUUGAACAUAUUUAAAUAUUUAAAUCCUAAAGAUCUUAUGGCAAUAAGUUUAUCUUGUCAACGAUUAGCUCAAGUAGCACAAGAUAAAACAUUAUGGAGACGAGUGGAUUUUCGAGCAACACCUAUAUUAUUAAAUGAUUUAAAAGAGUAUAUUAAAUUUCUUCAACCUAUAACAACAAGUCUUGCUAUACGUGGUAAUUUAUAUUGUGAAAAUGAUGCAGAACUCAGUCCUUGCUUCUUCAAUUCAAUUAAAAUUACAUGUAUUCAACUUAAAGAAUUAAUUAUAGAGGAUUAUUGUAUUAAUGGAGACAAGAUUCAAAUAACAGAUUUUCCAAGUACUAUUGAAAAACUUUCAUUAGAAGGCUGCAAAAUGGGAUAUCUACGUAGUAAUAAAUCAUAUUUUUUCAAAAUGAAUUUCCAUAUGCCUAAUCUAACAUGUUUAAUUUUAAGUAAUUGUCAAUGGUUUACUCCACAUUCAUUGUUGGUCAUCAGUAAAAUGCCAAAGUUAAAAGAAUUAAGGCUAAAUUCAUGCCACCAUUUAGGUGAAUGUGUCGCAUACACUAGUUUAGCUACAAGAUUUGGAUUCAAAACAUUAGAGAUCCUUGACUUGCGAGAUACAGCACUUGGUGAUAGCGAAGUUGGAUGUUUUAGUUGUACCAAAACUUUAACACAUCUUUAUUUGGAAUGUCCUUCCAGUUUACGAAAUGCAGAGUUACAUGAUUCAGAACUACGACCAUUACAACGAGAAGCUUUUAACCAACCCCCUGUAUAUGAAGAUGGAAAUCUAGCACAAUUUUUGGUCGAAGAUGGAUUUCGUUGGGAAAAUUAUAUGUUUGGACGUUGUUUAAUAACAGAUAGAGCAAUUUGUGCUCUUGGAAGUGAUACAUGUGAUCGUAUAAUUAAUAACUCAGCAGAAGAAGUCAUAGUUGUGGAAGGAGAUAAACGAAUAUUUAAUAACCCACAUUUAAAAACAUUGGUUGUUAGAAAUUAUCCACAUGUAACAAACUCAAGUCUUGCACAUUUGGCUUUAAAUGCAUCGAGUCUCGAGCAUCUGGAUGUAAGUGGCACCUCUGUUACAAGGCAAGGUGUUGAAACUUUCAAAUCACAAAGACCGAACGUUAAGAUAGUUACCUCCUUUGAUGAAACAUAGUUGUAACAGAUUACUUUAAAUGUGUGAAUUUAGCACGAUUAACAGAUUUAAGUAUAUGUUUAACACGUCUGAACAUCGGCAGAUACAAGCAUUUGAGAAAUAUAGAGUCAUUCUGGAGGCUUUAAUAACGCGAUACUUUUAUUAUUAAAUAGAUCUAUU